GUAGUAACGCCGUCGUUCAUAUUCUUCACCCCCGCAGAAACCCUAAGCUUUUCGAGCAAGCUACAAUGGCGGCUCCCUCUAAAGUCCUGCUCAAAAAUCACCUCUCCACCUCCUCCGAACUCCUCAACCGAGCUCUUCGCUCCGCUCGCCUCUCCUCCGGCGCGCCUCGCCUCUUCAACACCAGCGCCGCCGCUCUCACUGACUCCGAUUGCUCUGAUGACGAGGAUUUCGGAGCUUCCUACGGCGUUGAUCCCCGCUCCGGCCGCCGUUCUCCGUUCGUCAGCUGCUUGAUCGCUCCAUUCUCCAGCGAUGCGUUUCUUCCGAUGUCUGGGAGAAGCUUGAUGGAGGCGAUGGAGAUGAAGGAAUCUCCGGCUGCGAAGGGCUUGCUGACGUCUCGCGCGGCCAACUACAGCGUCACGGACAACAAGGCGGACGGGGUUCAUCUGAGGUUCGAGAUGCCGGGGCUGGGAAAGGACGACGUCAAGGUUACGGUGGAGCGUGUUGGGCCCCCACUGCAAAUAAAUGGAAAGAAAAUAAAAGAGAGCACACAAAUUUUUAACGUGGUUCGGCAGCUCAAGACCUACUCCACGACCUCUUCUGGGAUAAAAUUUCACUAGUAAUUUUUGCACGGAAAAAUUACAAACCCUCUCUAAUAUUUGACACUCACAACCUAAAAUCUAAUACACAAUUAUAUAGAUUGAAGGAUUGUGUUGUGUGAUGGAAGCCUAUAUCUCCUAUUUAUUUAUAAGCUCCAAUCCCUCCUCAAUUUUCCUAUCCCACCGAUGUGGGACUUUGAAGUAACACUCAACAAAUCUUCCCUUAAUUC
This is a messenger RNA of Cuscuta campestris, 826 nucleotides long. The record is from the annotation of a GenBank genome assembly. NCBI's taxonomy places the organism in Eukaryota, Viridiplantae, Streptophyta, Magnoliopsida, Solanales, Convolvulaceae.